This is a messenger RNA of Stegastes partitus (bicolor damselfish), 2184 nucleotides long. RefSeq names its product HEPACAM family member 2 (gene hepacam2). The record is from RefSeq and is a predicted model, not a curated record. The coding region runs from base 54 to 1415 and encodes 453 amino acids. The transcript is spliced from 9 exons. NCBI's taxonomy places the organism in Eukaryota, Metazoa, Chordata, Actinopteri, Pomacentridae.
UGCUCGCCCGUCACAAGUCCCACAUAUCCCCCCCCAGAGGAUAAGAAGAUGCCAUGGAGGCCACAGGAAGACCAGCGCUGUACGUCUGCUCCGUUCUGCUCAUCCUAACAGAGGUCAGCUCUGAUUUCAUUCACAUCCCUGUGCUGGUCCAUCACGGCAUCGAGGGGAAACCCCUGCUGCUGCCUGUGGAGACUCACUCUUCGCUGGACGAAGCCGAAAUCCAGGGAACUUGGUCCCAUACCAGGCCAAGCGGCACCAGGACCACGCUGGUCACGUUUACCAAAGAAGCCUACAUCACCAACAUGAUGUUCCGCAACCACCUCCACUUCAAAGCACCCAAUGUUUCUCUGCUAAUCCAGAAACUAAACCCGGACGACGAAGGGGACUAUCACCUGAGCCUCAACAUAAAGUUUCAUAACAAAACUGGACUGGUUAUCGAGGAGAAGACUGUUCAUGUGACAGUAGACGUCCCAGUGUCCACUCCGGUGCUUGACAAGAGCCCAUCCAACGCAGUCGUGGAAGACAAGGCGAACGUCACUUGGACUUGUUCGGUUGAGCGAGGAACAAGAGUUGUGUUCCAGUGGCUCAGGGAUAAUGUCACGCUGACUCCCAGUGACAGAUACCGCUUCUCCCAAGACAACUCGACACUGUUUAUCAGCCCCGUAAGGAAAGAGGACAAGGGAACUUAUCACUGUCUGGCCAGCAACCCAGUCAGUCAGGGCUGCCACAGCAGGGCCGUGGAACUCAACGUCUACUAUGGCCCCUACAACCUGGAGGUGAACUCCGUCCAGGGCCUGCGGACAGGGCCUGUGUUCACCAUCAACCCCGGAGAACUGGUCUUCUUCGAGUGCCAAGCUGACUCCAACCCACCCAACAGCUACGUCUGGAUCCGAAACGCGACCCAGGUCAUCACGGAGGGCCCGCGGCUGGAGGUGCGCUCCUACACGCUGGCCCAGACCGAAGACUACCUGUGCCGUGCCUUCAACAAUGUGACGCAGAAGCAGAAAGAGGCCCAGUUCACUCUGGUGGUGGCCAGCUUCGGAACAGGCAAAGAGAAGCACACCCAGGAAGGCAGCUCUGUGUCUCCGCUGGCAGCCAUCACCGUCUGCUCUUUGUUUGUCAUCGGCUGUAUGCUGCUCUUCUUCCUCAGGAGGACCUGCCACCCUAAGAGAGUCCUCCUGAGCAUUUACAACAAACCGUUUUCGGAGCAGAAACGACCACAUCGUUCAGGUCACGAAGAUGCAACAGAAGACUUCGGCAUCUACGAGUUCGUCUCCAUACCCGGGAAAAUGGAAUCUGCACAGGCGUCCUGCAGAUCUCUGGCUCGCCUCGAGUCCAUCCAGGACAUACACACCACCAUCUACGAUGUGAUCAGACACGUUCCUGAAACUCCCAGUCACAGUCUGCUGCAGUAACUGAGCUGAGAGUUGUUUCACUUGAAGACUUCUGUGUAGCUCCGUUCUCUUAAGUCUCUGUUUUCAAAGCCUCAAGCGUUGGUUUUGAUGGCCCAGUUUUUGUCUUUUUGCACAGGGAGGAGGGAGACUGGUGUGAGUACACAACCUGAUAGUGCACUGUUAUUGUCGAGAGCUUGGGACAGAUGUUAAAUGUAUUUUACUGACGUCAUUGUGAGUUGAAAACGUAUGUAUGGCUCGAUCUUUUUAUGUGAAAGUAUAAGUGAAGUUGAAACAAUUUUGCUUUGUUCCAUUUCAAAAUGAAGAUCACAUUAAACCAAACGAGUUAGCUGUAGGCAGUUUUGGAUCUUUUACACCUUUAAAGUCCUUCAAUUCUAACACUUUGAUUAUUAUUUAAAACACAGAUUUAAUUUAAAAUAUUAAUUUAACAUAUCUAAUUUAACAUUCCCUGCUAAGAGAGUAUGUUUUGUGAGAAGUGUUAAAAUGAAUGCAUUUCCUUGUAUGAAAUAUAUUCAGGUUAAUUGUAAAUAUUGUACAUGGAUUAUCCUGCAGAUUCUUUAUACAUAUUAUUCUAUUUCUAUGUUUUUCUCUAAUCUAUUUAUUCUUAUCCAAACUCUUAACCCUGUUUCCCCAAAUGUAGCAUUCUUCUCUGUUCUCUGAUGGAUGUAUCGACAAGUUCAAACAACAAAAAUGAUUAAUAAUUCCAAAAUUAUUGUACAGUUUGCAUUCACAUGUUUGUUUUGUACUUUAAUAAAGAUAUAACUGUUUACUA